AUGUCGUCUCCUCAGUCAGGUCACUCCCGCACUCGGUCGGAGAGCUCCGACGAGUCCGAUACCAUGCCUUCUCUCCAGUCUUCGACGUCCUCAUCCACGACGCCAGGCUCUUCUCCCAAAGCUCUUAGCUCUCACAGCGCCGACACUGCAACGUCAGACUUGCCGACACCAACGGCGGGAGACGAGCGUGCGGCCAAAGGUGGCAAGGUGUCUGAGGGCACCACUGACGAUCUGGAGACGCUUGUAUCCACGGCGUCGUCAGGCAGCCGAGACUCAACCAGCAUUGAGGAUGUGGAUGUCGUCUACUUGCUCGAGGCGCAUCUGCGUGAGUCUGCGGAGCAGGAGAAGGCGAAGGCGAAGGAAAUCAACGCACACAUUGCGGAAAUCGACGAGCGCAUGACUAGAUUCUCUCUGACCAUUGAGGAGGAUCUGAAGGACAUUCGUCAAACCGCCAAGAACAUUCAGGCCGUUUUCGUCCAACCGAGCGACGACCUCCAGCGGCUGAAGGACGCGACGCUGCGCAUUGUCCUCGGCAACCUGAACAAGCGCUUCGACCUUCUGCAGUCCGUCCCGGUUGCUUCCUGGGCCAAGGUGUCCAAGGACAUGCCACCUUUGACCCAAGCCGCCUGA
Peniophora sp. CBMAI 1063 is the source of this 630-nucleotide messenger RNA. The record is from the annotation of a GenBank genome assembly. NCBI's taxonomy places the organism in Eukaryota, Fungi, Basidiomycota, Agaricomycetes, Russulales, Peniophoraceae.